AUGGAUGCUGGCUUCAUCAUUGAAGUCUUCAUCAUGUCCCAUCAGAAGGAUCAUGGCGACGAUGCUAAAUUGACGCAGCACUGGUUAGUAAGUUCUAUAUUGCAGGAUUUGUGUUUACUUGAGAAUAAACUUCCAUUCUUUGUUAUUGAAGAGCUAUUCAAUAGAGCUUUUCCUGAUGAGUGUCGUGGACAUAUUCUUGAAAUUCCACAAUUUCUGGUGGAUGAUAGCACUGAACUUGUGUUUUGUAAUAUGAUAACAUUAGAAGAGUGUCAUUAUCCUUAUGCUGCUUGCAUUACUGACUAUGCUCUUGUAUUGGAUUGUCUAAUAGACACACAAAAAGAUGUACAUCUGCUUGUUCACAAGAAAAUACUCUGCAGCUAUUUAGGUGAUACCGAUGAUGUUGCUUUAUUAUUCAAUGGUCUUUUAGGAAAUGUCAAUCAAUUGGCUUUCAGUACUAAAUACAUUGAUAUCUGCCAAAGGUUGAAUGGCUAUUGUGAAGAUCAUUGGCACAAGUUGUGGGCAACUCUAAGACAUGAUUAUUGUCACACACCUUGCCAAACUGUUACUUCUAUUGCUGCAAUGAUACUCAUCCUUCUCACAGUUGUUCAAACCAUAUUUUCUAUCCUCCAAUUUGUGAAGUAA
Messenger RNA from Neltuma alba, 642 nucleotides. RefSeq lists its product as uncharacterized. NCBI's taxonomy places the organism in Eukaryota, Viridiplantae, Streptophyta, Magnoliopsida, Fabales, Fabaceae. The record is from RefSeq and is a predicted model, not a curated record. Bases 1 to 642 code for a protein of 213 amino acids. The transcript is spliced from 2 exons.